Parnassius apollo (apollo) is the source of this 243-nucleotide messenger RNA. NCBI's taxonomy places the organism in Eukaryota, Metazoa, Arthropoda, Insecta, Lepidoptera, Papilionidae. The record is from the annotation of a GenBank genome assembly.
AUGGUCGUGUCAAGAAGAAAAACAAAAAUUAACGUAGAAUGCAAGGUACUUACAGCACUCUCAUUCUACGCUACAGAAAGACAGGCUAUUAUAAAUGGAUUUUCAAAUAAAUAUGGUUUUCCUGGUUGCUUGGGGUGGAUUGAUAGCACUCAUGUAGCUAUGAUCAGGCCCACAGAACAUGAGGAAAGAUUUUUUAAUAGAAAACAUUACCAUUCUAGGAGUGUUCAAAUAAUAAAUAUGUGA